AUCACAUCACUGCCUGAUUUAUAUAAAAGCAGGAUUUUGUGUUUCAGUGUGUUGCUGCUGUCUCAUCUUGAAGGAAGUGCAGAAUACUGACUAAAGAUGUCUGGCCGUGGGAAGAAAACUGUACCCAAACCAAAAUCUGCAGUGUCCCGGUCUUCCAGGGCAGGGAUCACUUUCCCAGUAGGCCGCAUCCACAGGCUGCUCAGGAAGGGAAACUACGCAGAGCGGGUUGGCACUGGCUCUGCAGUGUACCUCUCAGCCGUCCUGGAAUACCUUUGUGCUGAAAUCCUGGAGCUGGCAGGAAACGCCAGCCGUGACAACAAGAAGCAACGCAUUGCUCCACGCCACAUCUUGUUGGCGGUGAAAAACGACGAGGAGCUCAACAAACUGCUGGCGGGCGUCACCAUAUCAGACGGUGGUGUCAUCCCAAAUAUCCAUGCAACUCUUCUCCCCAAGAAGACGAAGUUGCCUAAGGAUGAUAGCUCUGCUCAAGAUGUUCAGUCUCAAGAGUUUUAAAUGUGAAAUGUGUAGAAGUUGUAAAUCUUAUUAAAGGGUUAUAUUUUAA
Molecule: messenger RNA, 562 nt
Organism: Lates calcarifer (barramundi perch)
Lineage: Eukaryota; Metazoa; Chordata; Actinopteri; Centropomidae
Product: histone H2A
Exons: 2
Coding region: 97-513 (138 amino acids)
Cellular component (GO): nucleosome
Molecular function (GO): structural constituent of chromatin; protein heterodimerization activity; DNA binding
Source: RefSeq, a predicted model, not a curated record